Molecule: messenger RNA, 1611 nt
Organism: Pochonia chlamydosporia 170
Lineage: Eukaryota; Fungi; Ascomycota; Sordariomycetes; Hypocreales; Clavicipitaceae
Product: glutamyl-tRNA(gln) amidotransferase subunit A
Exons: 7
Coding region: 1-1611 (536 amino acids)
Source: RefSeq, a predicted model, not a curated record
AUGGCUUGGGAAGAUGUCGCUCUCAAACAAAAGACCCGCGUAUCGGAUGCGAUCCCUACGGAAUGGCGUUUGAAGUCCCUUCCGUCGACAGACUCUGUCAUGGAUGUUCCCAAAGAAAGCGGCAUCCUCACUCCUGAGGAACUGGCCAUUACGGAAUCAUUUGCCGCCGAUCUGGUGAAAGACCUAGCGGUCGGGAAACUGUCUUCUGUAGCUGUUACAACUGCCUUUUGCAAGAGAGCUGCCUUGGCGCAUCAACUGGUCAACUGUCUGCAUGACUUUCUUCCCGACUUUGCGCUUGCGAGAGCAAAGUACUUGGACGAAUACCUUGCUACACAUAAAAAACCGAUUGGUCCAUUGCACGGGUUGCCCAUUUCGUUGAAGGAUCAAUGCCGUAUCAAGGGCUUUGAAACCACAAUGGGAUACGCGGGAUGGAUUGGCAAGAUUGAUUCAGAAAACUCGGUUCUCGUCGACUUGCUCGACAAGGCCGGGGCUGUCUUUUACGUCAAGACAAGCGUCCCGCAAAGUCUAAUGGUUUGCGAGACCGUGAACAAUGUGUUUGGUCGUACCGUAAACCCUCGAAAUAAGAACUGGUCCUGCGGAGGCAGUUCCGGUGGUGAAGGCGCAAUAAUCGGUUUUCGCGGUGGUGUCAUCGGCGGCUCUAUUCGAGUUCCAGCUGCUUUUAACGCCGUGUAUGGCAUUCGUCCUAGCCAUGGCCGCUUGCCCUACGCCAAGUUGGCGAACAGCAUGGAAGGCCAAGAGACAAUCCAUAGUGUAUGCGGUCCUCUUGCACAUUCCGUCGGAGACUUGCGUCUAUUCAUGGCGUCUGUUCUUGAGCAACAGCCGUGGAACUUUGACUCCAAGGUUGUUCCUAUGCCUUGGCGACAGGCCGAGGAGGAGUCUAUCAGGGUAAAGAUUUCAUCGGGAGGGCUCACAGUGGGAUUUUACUCCUGCGACGGCAAUGUUACGCCACACCCCCCUAUUCAAAGGGCAGUACAAACAGUCGUAGACAAACUCAAAGGCGCAGGCCACACCAUCCUCUCCUGGGAACCGUACAAGCAUCCCUUCGCAGUAGAUCUAGCCAAUCGAGUCUACGCAUCCGACGGCGGUACCGAUAUUUACGCAGCUCUCAACCUCUCCGGCGAGCCAGCCAUCCCCAACAUCAAAGAUCUCGUCAAUCCCAAUCUGAAGAAGCUAGACCUCAAUGAAGUUUGGCAAUGCCAGCUCGACAAAUGGAACUACCAAAUGGAGUAUUUGUCUGCGAUCCGCGACUUUGAGGCCAAGACAGGACGAAUCUUGGAUGCGAUUGUUGCGCCUAUCACGCCCACGGCAGCGAUUCGCCACAAUCAGUUCAAGUACUAUGGCUACGCUACGGCGAUUAAUGUGCUGGAUUUCACGAGUGUGGUUGUUCCGGUGACUUUUGCGGACAAGAAUGUUGAUGUUGGGCCGAAGAAUUUCGUGCCCCUGACGGAUAUGGACGCGGCUGUGCAUGAAGAAUAUGAUCCGGAAGUAUACCAUGGGGCACCGGCUGCAGUGCAGAUUAUUGGACGGCGUUUUACGGAGGAACGAAUUAUGGCUAUUGCGGAGGAGGUUGGUAGGCUGUUGCAUUCAUGA